Acanthaster planci (crown-of-thorns starfish) is the source of this 5577-nucleotide messenger RNA. Its product is annotated as calpain-B-like. NCBI's taxonomy places the organism in Eukaryota, Metazoa, Echinodermata, Asteroidea, Valvatida, Acanthasteridae. Gene Ontology annotation, biological process: proteolysis. The record is from RefSeq and is a predicted model, not a curated record. Gene Ontology annotation, molecular function: calcium-dependent cysteine-type endopeptidase activity; calcium ion binding. Gene Ontology annotation, cellular component: cytoplasm.
GCAUGCUGUUGAACCCCGGGGACCGGGAGUUUGCUGGCGUUCCCGGCCGCGCCCCGCUAAACCGUACCGCGUACGUACACAAUUAGGCCCUUGCCGCGGCAGCUGCUGUGUGUCGUUCCUGGGAUCCAGCUUUGAGAGCUCAGAUUGGAUUUUGUCUGGUGACUGUGGGGCUGAGAGCGCGCUAACUCAAGCAAGAUGCCUGGGCUUACAUACAAGGAAAUACGGCAGAGGUACAAUUCCUCGAGACUGUUUGAGGAUAAUGACUUCCCUGCCGAUGAUAAAUCCCUCUUCUUCAGCAUGAGGCCACCUCAGAAAUUUGUAUGGAAGAGACCGCAUGAACUCUGCCAAGACCCCAAGUUGUUUGUGGGAGGGGCCAGUCGGUUUGACAUUGAACAGGGACAGCUUGGUGACUGCUGGUUUUUGGCCGCUCUGGCCUCACUGUCCCUGGACGACUACCUCCUGAAGAAAGUCUGCCCAGAGGAUGACCAGGACUUUGGCCGCAAUUACUGCGGGGCCUUCCGUUUCUACUUCUGGCAGUACGGCAAGUGGCAGGAGGUGGUGGUGGACGACCGCCUGCCCACCUACAAUGGACAGUUGGUCUUCGUCCACUCCAGUGAGAAGAAUGAGUUCUGGAGUGCUCUGCUGGAGAAGGCUUAUGCCAAAUUACACAGCAGCUACGAGGCCCUGAAAGGCGGCAACACUUUGGAGGCCAUGGAGGACUUCACCGGUGGGUUUUCCGAGUCUCAUGACCUGAAGAAAGCCCCUAAGAACCUGUUCAAGAUCAUGUUUGAUGCCUACAACCAUGACUCCCAGAUGGGCUGCUCCAUUGACGCCAACCCGAACGAGAUCGAGGCCAAACUUGAUAAUGGACUGAUCAAGGGCCAUGCAUACACCAUCACAGAUGUCAGAAGGGUGGCGAUUCCUGGAUAUGGCUCCACCAAGCCAGUACGUCUCAUCCGCAUCCGUAAUCCCUGGGGGCAGAAAGAGUGGAAUGGCCGCUGGAGUGACAACUCCUCUGAAUGGAGGAGCAUUCCAGACAGCGAGCGCAGGAGACUUGGCCUGGUGACUGAAGAUGACGGUGAAUUUUGGAUGGAGUACACCGAUUUCAUUCGUGAGUACAAUCGCGUGGAUAUCUGCCAUCUGGAUCCUACCAAGGCCCCAGGCGGGAAGAGGAAGUCCAAGAAGUGGGUGACCAACGAGAUUGAUGGCCGCUGGCAGAAACACACUUCAGCAGGUGGCUGCCGUAACUUCCCAGACACCUUCUGGGUCAACCCCCAGAUUGAGAUGAAACUCAGUGAAAUUGACGAUGACGACGAUGAUGACGAUGACGAUGACAGUCCUGCCGCCAAACAGAAGGGCUGCACUGUUAUGAUUGGACUGAUGCAAAAGCACAGGCGCAAGCAGAUGAAGAUGGGGGUUGGCAACCUGACCAUUGGAUUUGCCAUCUACGAGUACAAGGAUGACAAAGUGUCCAAGCUGCCCAAGGAUUUCUUCCUGUACAAUGCCUCCAAGGCUCGGUCACCCACUUUCAUCAACACGCGAGAGAUCAUGGGCCGCUUCAAGUUGCCCCCAGGUCGCUACUGCAUCGUCCCCUCGACCUUUGAACCCAACCAGGACGGGGACUUCCUGCUGCGUAUCUACAGCUUGAAGGACAGCUCCUCUGUAACUUUGGAUGAGAAGACAGGAAUUGUGGACAUUCCCAGGGAGAUCUCUGUCACUCAAGUCUCCUCUCUCCAAUCAGCUUCUCCUCCAGGGCCAGAGAAAAAGAGUGCCGAGACCAUUGCCGCUGAAGAUGCUAUGAAAACUAAAUUCCUUGACUUCUUCAAAAAGAUCACCGGCGACGACAUGGAGGUCGAUGCAUGGGAGCUGCAAGAGAUCCUGAAUGCUGCUCUCAAGAAGGAUUUACAUAGAUCUAGUGAGUUGGCUGGGUCAGAUGGCUUCUCUAUUGAUGCCUGCAAGUCCAUUGUGGCAGCCUGUGAUGAGGAUCGUUCUGGCAAACUAGGCUUUGAGGAGUUCAUGGAUGUGUGGAUGAACAUCAGGAAGUGGAAGCUUGUGUUCCAGAAGUAUGAUCAAGAUAAAUCUGGUUCUUUCAAUACAAUGGAACUGCGUGAUGCUCUGAGGUCCAUUGGCUACUCUGUCAGCAACCAGACCCUGGGAGCACUAGUGCUGCGCUUUGCCAACAAGAAAGGGUUGAUCAACUUUGAUGAGUUCAUUUCCUGUGUCAUCAAGCUCAAGCACUUGAUUGAGUCCUUCCAACGGAAUUCAUCCCGUGGAUUGGCCCAGUACAAGCUGGAUGAGUUCUUGGCAGUGGGAAUGUACUCGUAGAGAGCCCCAACUGUUUAACACCAAUUGCGAGGGGAGAACAUUCUGAGAGCAACACGGUACACGACUGCUUCAUUGCUAGAACGAGCUCCAAGUUCAGAUGUUUAAAAAAAUCAUGAUAUUUGGAUGAUUAAUCUUUAUUCACUAUUCAGUGUAACAAAAAACUUCUAUGCAUGAAUAAAAUCCAAAAGAUACGAUCAACAUGCAUCAACAAGAGUUACCAUCAGGUUAACCCUGAAGUAGAAUACCUUCACAAUAUUAUUCCUUAUUGUAACAAGUAGUAGAAAUGUAAAAGAAAUUACUGUAUUCAUUGCUUGAAUAUCUAAAUUCGUGCAUGUAGGCAAUAUCUUUUGGUAGUUCACCAUCUAUUUUUCUGUCAUUUGUAUUUGUGGUGAUGGAUAUUUGUGGAUGUGUUAUUAUAAAGUAGUCAUAAAAGAGAUGGAAAACUUCUUUUGGUGUUAUUAUGUGAGUAGGUGAUUUCAACUUGGUGUAAUAAAGGUGGAAGGUACAUGUAUUUACAAGGAUAGUGCAUUUUCAAGCAUAAGAAAAGAUAAAAUCUAAUUAUGCCUAGCUUUGGACUCAGUAAAGGAGAAAUGUAGAAAAGCAGCUUAAUGACAAAACGUUUCAGUCAUAACUUGAUGAUGCUAACAAAAUCGUACUUUGAGCUAUGAUUUUUUUGUAGCUGUUAGCUUUAGAGUGUUUAAAAUUGUAUCAUGUUUGAUGGGAGUUUAUGACAUUUAACUGUAUCAAAUGGCACUUCUUGACAGAGGCUGGUCAUGUGACAGUGUCAAUGUGAUCUGGAAUUGUCGGAGAAAGCAAAUUUGCCGAACUUGUCCUUAAUUAAUGAUGCACAGUGAUAAAAUUAAAUGAUCGACAGCAAAUUAUGUAUUGAGACGAACCUUUGUCCAAGUAGAUAGAAAUAUUCAGAAACUUCUGUGAAGCUUUGAAGUUCUUUCAUGUUUUGUUCAGUAUUGCUAUGAUGAAUUGACUGUGGCGUGGUAGUUGGUUAGGUGCAUGAAAAUUCAUUAAGUAGAGAAGUACAGACAGUUGGAAUUGUAGCUUCACGGCACUUUUUUAGUUUUGAUUGGAUAAUUGCAGUAAUUAGAUGAUUUCAUUUUAUAUGUUGUAAGGUUUGAAACUGCAUUCAUUCUUAUCUUCUGUUGCUUUGCCAAAAAAAGGCUUUUGGGUUUAAACAAUUCACAUGUAUUCCUUGUUUUUUUCUGUUUUCUUGCAAGGAAUAUGCUUAGAAAGUCAGUCACCAGUACUAUCUACCUACAUUACCUCAUCUUCUGCCACGUUGCCCAAAUUUCUUGGUGCUGCUUACAAAACUCUUCCAAUUUUUAAAAUGUGCUCAGCCACCCUGCUCACCAGUGAGAUUCCUUUUUUAAUGUGCUGAAUGUGUUUGUGAUUGUAACUUUAUAGGCAUGCACGUUGCAGUCAAUUUUAAGCAGAUGAUUUAUAUGAGUUGUGAUUGGAACAUGCCUGAUACCAGCUUUAGAACUUUCUCCUUUGUCACAGGAUAGAACUUUGAUCCUUACAGAUUGAACAGAUAAUUGUUAGUAGCCUGGAAAUUUUCUGUGUACCGAAGGAGGAAAUGUGAAAGUUGUAAAGGAGAUAUCCCGGGGUAUUACAGAAAUCUUCUGCAUCAUACAAAGUCUGUCAUUUUCAAUUAUGUAUUUCACAGUUAUAGUCAGGGUAUUCCUUUGGAAGCAUUGCUCACAUGUUAGCCUUUAGAUCUAUACUACAUAUCUUCACUUAGGUAUGAUCUAAAUAGCAGCUUCCAAUUUACAUGUACCAUUCACAUUUGAAAUACAUGUAUUCAGCUUUUAGUCAUGCUUUUGAAGGAACAGUAUCAUUACAAUGAAUCAAGUAGUUGUUAUAGUGUACGAGAAAUGUGUGAUAGUGCUGUAAUAGAUUAGCAUUAAAUGCAGUAUAAAAAAAGCUUUGUUUUUGGGGUAGUGAUAUUCCUUGGGUGACCAACUGAGAUGUAUGGUCAGUCUCAGAAAGAGCUCAAAGUGUUUCAAGUGACACGGGAUAUUUCAUUCUCCUACCGAUAUUUUCUGCGGAAUUCACAAUUUUGGAAUUCCCAAGCUUACGUUGUGUUGGCUUUUAGGUACAUUUAACCUCACAUCUUGUUUGCAUGUCUCAUGCAAAUUCCCCACUGCACGGAUGUUAGGUAUGCAUCCACUCCCCAAAUUUGGCUGCUUUUGUUUGUUUCUAAUUUGCUUUCACGAAACAAUGAAAAAAGCUGGCUUAUUGUACCCUACAUUUUUUCUGCAGAUGCCGACUUCCACAGUUUAGGUCUCUGAUGGUUUUUAACACAUUGACUGCCGUGCAUAAAAUCACAGGCCCUUCCUAUUUACCCAGUGAUGCAUGCAUGCGUGCAUAUUUAAACGGUACAUGUUCUUUUCGGGUGUCAAGGUGAACAUGAGCAUUUUAAAAGAUGUACGCCCGCGCCACUGCCAGCAGCGUACCUUGUGUUCUCAGUGAUGCCAGCAUGUUCAAUUUACAUUACAAUAGCCUUUCAUUUCCUAGGACUCAAAGUCGGCAGUCAGUGUGUUAAAUGGAAGCACUGUUGCACUGUGACAAAGUUUUCUCAGGUUUCCUGUGCACUGUCAAUGAGUUUGUGCACCAAAAUGAAAAAGUCGGGAUUGCAUUGGCCAAAAUGUUUGUCCCGUGAUGCAUAUGCAAAAGUGCUCCAGCACAGCGUGAAGCACACAUCUUCACUCAGUUCAGUGAUGCUACUUGGUGCUCAUGACAACUUCCCUUGUCUUGUGAAGGCAUAACUCACCAAUGAGCACAUUUGAUGGCGGCAACCAUCACCUGUAUCCCCAUUCAGUAUUGAGGUUCUGCACGGCAGCCACCUUUCUGGUAACUGCUUUUGUUAUGGAGGGAUAAACACAAAAGGUCUACUCAUGUGCAUCCCAGCGAACCAAAACCUCUUUUGUGUGAUUAGGGUUCGGUCUCAUCAUUGUACUGAACUGCACUGCAUUAGUCAGGGACAAUGCUCAUGCUGUGUUCUGGCACACAGUUCGAACGCUGCAUCUAUCAUACCAUAUGUGCACUUAAAAAACAAUGGAUACCAUUCAAAUUCUAAGUUAACUUGGGACAUGAAGACUCAAGGCAGGUCUGGAUAAAUUAUAUUUUCUGUCAUAUUUGAUCAUGUUACCUGGGAUUUAUUCAACUUCUGGUAUUUACAUGUAGUGAGAAAAAUAAAAGCAAAGCUAACAAAAGUCGACCGUUUCCUAUUUUUAA